Brassica napus (rape) is the source of this 2841-nucleotide messenger RNA. RefSeq names its product pumilio homolog 9. Gene Ontology annotation, molecular function: mRNA binding. Lineage: Eukaryota; Viridiplantae; Streptophyta; Magnoliopsida; Brassicales; Brassicaceae. Bases 972 to 2573 code for a protein of 533 amino acids. Gene Ontology annotation, biological process: post-transcriptional regulation of gene expression. The transcript has 5 exons. The record is from RefSeq and is a predicted model, not a curated record. Gene Ontology annotation, cellular component: cytoplasm.
GUUUGCAAAACUGGAAAAAAAGAUGAAGCUUGAAUGUCUUUUUUUUCUUCUGCGGUUAUAGAACUAUAUAGACGGUAACUACACACAUAUAGCAUACAAAAUAGUUACAUACACUAAAUGUAUCAUAGAAAUUCGUUGAAGAUUUCUAUAUUAAAUGUCUACAGAGAUUCUACAUAGCAGAAAUCAAAUAUUGAUGUCUCUUCUCUUAAUGCACUUAUUAAUAAGUCGUAUUAUCAAAUUUAAUAGACCAUAUGUAUAUGGACAAUGACUAACUAGUCAUUACACCAUCAGUCAAUUACCAUUUUUGUAGUUUUGCCAAUUUCAUAUCCAAUUUCAAUCAUUAUUCAUGUAUGUUUACCUAAUUCACUCCUAAAAAGUGUCAAAAUAAUAAAAAACAUCAUACUUGAAACUGAAAAAGACUAAAAAUGGGAGACAAAAUUACAAAAUCAAAAUCUAAUAAGGAGGGAGUAUAUAGAUAAUGACAAACUCUCUCAUUUCAUGGUUUCACCAUUAGUCAGUUACCAUUUUUGCAAUUUUAUCAAUCUCAUAUAUUUAGCUAAUUCAUAGGAAAAAUGUAAAAAAGAAAAGUAAAAGAAGGUCACACUUGAAACUAAAGAAGAGCAAAAAUGGGGGAGAAAAUUGCAAUAUAAUUAAAAUAUUUGUGCCGCAGAUAGUAGUAGGAAAAGCAAAAGGCUAUGCGCUGCAGCGUAUUAAUGGCGAGAGAGAGUGAAAAACGACAAAAGAGACAAACCAGCCUUGGACGGGAGGGAGGGUCUCCGUACGUUCUCUCUCUCUCUCUCUCUCUCAGAGCACAACAUUCUCUCUCUCCCCAUACCAUUUUCUGUUAUAUAAUAUCACCAACCUGACCUCUCUCUCUCCGUAUUGUCCACUCUUGUUUUACUCUCUCCAUUUUUGAAUCUUUUUCUUCAUCAUCUUCUUCCUUUCUGAAAUCGCUUUUUCUCUUCGCGACGAUGUUUGAAGAAAACUUUAUGGGUUUCGAUGGAGAUUUUAGCAGAGGACGAGCUUCGGAUCGUCGCCUUCCUCCUCCUCGUGACUUUGGUGGGUGUCCCGACACAAACCCAUUUCUCAAGAGUUACGACACGAAGAGCGAUGAUGUGAUGGGUUUGUGUAAAAAGCUCAACGGAAUGGGUAUCUCUUGCGACAUGAGUAUUUGGAGCAGACCCGGACCGAUACGGGUCGACCCGGCUGAUUUUGGGUCUCGAAGAACUCUCCCCGAGUUUCCGGAUGGAGCUUCACGGUUUCGUGGCGAUUACUCUCCUCCCCAAGCUUUUCUGCGAAGCACCACCUCCUCCUCUCAUGGGGCAGAUCUUAGUUUCCUUGGCCUUCAAGACUCCUUUUACCCUAACGGACUUAGAGAGAUGAUGGCUCUUAAGACCCACAGAGACGCUCUCUUGGACCAUAUCAACCGACCCAUCAAGCGUUCAUCUCCUUGCCUUGGAAACGAUGCGUUUCGUAGUUCGUUGAUGUUUGAGAGAAAUAGGGUUUCGGACUUAGACUAUCCACAUGAUAGUCUCAGAGGCGUCUCUCUUGGAGGAGGAAGAAACAGGGCUUCUCUCUCAUAUGGGAAGAUGAGAAGUGAUUUGCCUCUGGAUCUUGCCUCCAUGGUUAACAUCUACGGAUCUGUCAACUUGAUGGGCAAAGAUCAGAUCGGUUGUCGUUUUCUCCAGAAGCUGGUCGAUGAAGGACUGUUUGUUGACGCUCUAUUCCUCGAAAUCAUCAACCACGUGGUUGAACUUUCCAUGGAUCCCUUCGGGAAUUACUUGGUUCAGAAGCUCUUAGAGGCCUGCGAUGAGGAUCAGAGAACGAUGAUGGUGAGUGUUUUGACCUCAAGACCUACGGAGCUUCUCAAAAUCUGUCUCAACAAUUAUGGGACACGGGUUGUUCAGAAGAUGAUCGAAACGGUGAAAACAAAACAGCAGAUUGGGAUGGUGAAGUCAGGUCUCAAACCGGGUUUUCUUUCUCUUGUUAAAGAUUUGAAUGGGAACCAUGUGAUUCAAACUUGCUUGACUACUCUAGGUCCUAGCGACACCAAGUUUGUGUUGGAAGCUGCUACCAAGUACUGCGCUGAGAUAGCAACUCAUCGCCACGGAUGCUGUGUGCUUCAAUGCUGCGUCUCAAACUCUGUUGGAGAGCAACGUGAGAGACUCGUCAAUGAGAUAUCCAGGAACUCACUUCACCUUUCUCAGGAUCCUUUUGGGAACUAUGUAGUGCAGUAUCUAAUAGAGCAAAAAGUAUCUGCAUCGAAGUUACUGAUUCAGUUUAGAAUGCAUUACGCGGAGCUAGCGACUCAGAAAUUCAGUAGCCAUGUGAUGGAGAAAUGCCUUAGGAUAUAUCCAGAGGCUAGAGCUGAGAUUGUCCGUGAGCUUCUUUCUGUUCCAAACUUUGAACAUCUCCUGCAUGACCCUUUUGGAAACUACGUUAUUCAAACUGCUCUCUCAGUAACCAAGGGUCCUGUUCGUGCGAGCUUGGUGGAGAAAGUGCAUAGGUAUGGGAAACUGAAAUUUAGUCCUUAUUGCAAGAAGAUAUUCUCCAAGACCAUCUUGAAGAGCUGAUCAGCAAGGAUGUUGUUGUUUUUGUGUGUUUGAGAUCGGAUUGGGCCUUUUGAAAAGACACUACUUCCCCUUUUGCUUUUGAAGAAGUGACUCUGCUGAUUAAGUAACAAAAAAUGUUGUUGUUUUGUGUUUCAAGAUCGGAUUAGGCCUUUAAAUAGACGCUGCUCUCUUUUGUUGUCGGUUCCUUUUUUUUUUUGUAGUGACAACAAACUUUAUGUGUUAUUUUAAGCCGUUGGUCUAUCAUCUAUAUAUAUAACUUUAAAGGCCA